AUGGAUUCAAUCACACCAACCGAGACGGAUUACUGGAGUGAUUAUGAGUACUACAGCGAUCCUCCUGGCACAAGUAAAGUUAUUGCCACCCCGUGCAUGCAGGAUGACAUCUAUGGCUUUGCAAAGAAGUACACCCAGGUUGUGUACAGCCUGGUGUUCGUCCUGGCUGUUGUGGGCAAUGUGCUGGUGCUGUGUGUGAUCAGACGUUUCAAGAACUCUCAAAGUGGUGGAGCCUGUGCCUUCUCCCUGACGGACACCUUCCUCCUUCACCUGGCCAUUUCUGACCUUGUGCUGGCCUUCACCCUGCCUCUGUUUGCAGUGCAGUUGGGUCACGAGUGGGUGUUCGGCACAGCCGCUUGCAAAAUCUCUGGCGCCCUCUUCUCCCUGAAUCGCUAUAGCGGCAUCUUCUUCCUGGCCUGCAUCAGCUUCGAUCGAUACCUGGCCAUCGUCCACGCUAUCAGCUCAGGCUGGAAACGCAACACCUGCCAUGCCCAGUUUGCGUGUGCGGCCAUCUGGGUGGUGUGCCUCGGUUUGAGCGGAGUGGACUUUGCUUUCAUACAGGUCGCGGAGGUUCACACCGGGAGAGACCAGAAGAUGAGCUUGUGCCAGGUGUGGUACACUCAGAAUCCCACUCAGUGGCAGGUGGGGAUGCAGUUCAUCAGCGUGAUUCAGGGUUUUGGUCUGCCCCUGCUGAUCAUGCUCUACUGCUACAUCCAUAUCUUCAAGUCUCUGUGCAACGCCUCUCGGCGCCAGAAGCGAAAGUCUCUCCGUCUUAUCAUCUCCCUGGUGUCGGUGUUUGUCAUCUGCUGGGCCCCGUACAACUGCUUCCAGCUGAUGGACAGCCUGCAGAAGCUGGGGGUGGUGACGGGAGGUUGCCACUUUGGCCGUGUGAUGGACAUUGGGAUUACGAUCACUGAAAGCAUGGGGCUGUCGCACUGCGCCCUCAACCCUCUGCUGUACGGCUUCGUUGGGGUGAAGUUCAGGAGGGAGCUGCUCAGAAUGUGUGAAGAGGUGCUGGGGAAGAGAGGCCUGAUGGGGAUGAAGAAGCUGAGGGAGAGGAAGCUCAGAAAAAUGACGGGAUCGUUCAGCUCUGCAGAAAGUGAAAACACCUCGUACUCCGUCAUGGUGUAA
Nematolebias whitei (Rio pearlfish) is the source of this 1131-nucleotide messenger RNA. It is a transcript of the gene cxcr3.2, whose product is annotated as chemokine (C-X-C motif) receptor 3, tandem duplicate 2. The coding region runs from base 1 to 1131 and encodes 376 amino acids. The transcript has 2 exons. Gene Ontology annotation, cellular component: membrane. The record is from RefSeq and is a predicted model, not a curated record. Gene Ontology annotation, molecular function: chemokine receptor activity. NCBI's taxonomy places the organism in Eukaryota, Metazoa, Chordata, Actinopteri, Cyprinodontiformes, Rivulidae. Gene Ontology annotation, biological process: G protein-coupled receptor signaling pathway; immune response; chemotaxis.